AUGACUUCGAAAUCGAUGUCGCGCUCGAGUCCCGCUGUCCUGGACGUGGAGAAAGGGGAUGCCGCUGAGCUGAAAGAUGAUGAGUUUGUUGCGCUGGAGCAGCGGGCCAGAGCGGCGCUGGAGGACUUAGCCGCAAACGGCGAGCGGGAGGAGGUUUCCACUGCGGAGUACACAAGGACGUUGCGCGAGUACCGCCAGGCGUGCCAGGUCCGUGCACGCUACGUGGAGGCGGAUCUCGUGCAGCAGGUUUUGCGCCAUCUGCGGCUUGACGAGGAAACGCGGCAUGUGCGCGGGCUGACGGAGCAGCAGAUGCAGGAGCGCCAGGCUCUAGAAGACGCGCACCGUGAGGAGUUUAUGGAGUUUCACCGCGUGUGGAAUGCACGUAUUGAGGCGUUCGAAGAGCAGCAGAUGGAGUUGGAGACUGCGCUUCUUGAGCGGCAGAAUGCGGAGCUGCAGGCCUUUUACAAAGAGAUGAAUGACUUAACCCCGAACACUGCGAAGUGUAGUCGGGGGCUGUUGGACGCGAGGGCUGUGGAGCACAUCCUCGCGGCGCAGCGUGAGUACGCACGCGCCCACCGCACCAAGCUGAAGGCUGACCGAUUAGAAGCGAAAGAUGUGGAGCGGUUCAUGCAGGCAAAGAUAGAGUUGUUUGAGCGCAGAGAGGAACUGCUGCGGCAGAAGCAGCAGCAGGAACUCAGGGUGUUGAACAACAAAAUAGAACGGCGUCGGGCUGAGUUUGAGCGGUUGCGGAAAAAGGAGCUGGAUCUGCUCUUCCAAAGAUACUUGAAUAUUCGACGGGAGCUGGAGCUCCAACAGAACAUUAUCCGAAACAAAACAGGAACCAUACUUUUGAAGCACGCGAGCAACACAAAGAGUGACGCCAGCGGAAGUGCAGCGUUAGUGGAAAGUGCGGGGUCCGGUGCUUUUGGUUUAACGGUGAAGCGUCGCCACUUUGACGACACGACCCAACGCUCUUCCCCCUCCGCGCCACAAGAAAACAGAGGGUGA
Messenger RNA from Trypanosoma conorhini, 1008 nucleotides. Its product is annotated as immunodominant antigen. The coding region runs from base 1 to 1008 and encodes 335 amino acids. Lineage: Eukaryota; Euglenozoa; Kinetoplastea; Trypanosomatida; Trypanosomatidae. The transcript has a single exon. The record is from RefSeq and is a predicted model, not a curated record.